CGUGUAUUGAGAAAUUUUCGUAUGUUUCAGUUUCAUAUUACUUUUAAGUCUUAAAAUGUUGACAAAUAAAAUAUUUCUGAAAAAGACAAAAAAGGGAAGUAUUCUGAAGAUUGUCCGAGAGCAUUACCUGCGUGAUGACAUAUCGUGUGGAUCAGCCUUAUGCGAAAAAUGUUUGCACGAACCGAAAGGCCCAUCUUUGGAAGAAAGUCCUGUGAAUCAAAGCACCUUGUUUGACAAGCAUCAUUAUUUGAUUCCUGACACUAAUGUUGUUCUUCAUCAGAUUGAUGUCCUAGAAGACAGUGCCAUUCAGAAUGUGAUCAUAUUACAGACUGUUCUUGAAGAGGUUCGUCAUCGAAGCGCCCCAGCUUAUAAACGACUGAAAGAUGUGAUAUCAAACCCAGCAAAACACUUCUACUCAUUUGCAAAUGAAUUUAACAAAGAUACAUAUGUUGAACGGGAACCAGGGGAGAAAUCCAAUGACCGUAAUGAUCGGGCCAUACGGGAAGCUUCCCUCUGGUACCAGGCUCAUCUUACAAAGCUGAGAACCAAAAUAUCUGUUGUCUUGGUGACCAAUGAUGCUGACAACCGGACCAAAGCUAAGGAAAAGGGACUUACUGCUUUUACUAUUCAGGAAUAUGUGAAGGGGAUGAAGGAGAAUGGCUCCCUGCUUGACAAACUUGCUCAUGUGGGAACCAGCAUGGUCGUGCAGCGGGACAAGGUACAGUUUCCGGAGCACCUGUCUAUGUCUGAGCUACAGCGGGGAAUCAAGACAGGAAAGUUUCUGCAGGGUUCGUUUCUAGCGAGUCGGGAAAACUACCUGGAGGCAAAUGUCAGCAUUCAUGGGCAGGAAAAAAUGGUUUUCUUACAAGGUCACAAAAACCUGAAUCGAGCAGUUAACGAUGAUGUGGUUGCCAUAGAAAUGUUGCCAGAAACAGAAUGGAGUUGUCCCAGCUCUCUUGUCCUGGAAGAAACUGAAGAGAAAGCAGAUGAUGCAGAUAUUGAAGCAGAGGAUGCUAGUCUCAAGCGUAAUAAAGUUCCAAAAGAUCUUCGACAGCCAACCGGUCGAGUUGUCGGGAUAAUCAAGCGCAACUGGAGGCAGUACUGUGGAAUUCUACAGAAAUCGGCUGUUAAAGAGGCUACAAGACAUCUGUUUGUGCCAGCGGAGAAAAAAAUGCCAAAGAUCCGGAUUGAAACUCGACAAGCAGCUGAUCUGUGUAGCCAGAGGAUUGUUGUCGCUAUUGAUAGCUGGCCGAGAAACUCGCGGUACCCUCAGGGACACUUUGUACGCAAGCUCGGAACUAUCGGGGACAAAGAGACGGAGAAUGAGGUUUUGUUACUGGAACAUGAUGUUCCACACUCCGCUUUCUCCCAACAAGUGCUUGCAUUCCUACCCUCGUUGCCCUGGACUAUCACAGAAGAGGACAUGAAGCAUCGCACAGACCUUCGUCACCUCACUGUCUGCAGUGUAGAUCCUCCAGGCUGUACAGAUAUUGAUGAUGCGCUUCAUUGUCGAGACCUGCAAAACGGCAACCUUGAGGUUGGCGUACAUAUAGCAGAUGUGAGUCAUUUUAUCCGGCCGGGAAAUGCAAUGGACAAAGAAGCAUCUUCACGAGGAACAACCGUCUACCUGGUGGAUAAGAGAAUAGACAUGGUUCCAGAAUUACUGAGUUCUAAUCUGUGCUCAUUACGAAGUGAUGGCGAUAGAUUUGCUUUCACCGUUAUUUGGGAAAUGUCACACAAAGCUGAGAUUGUAAAAACAACUUUUAUGAAGAGUGUGAUUCGCUCUAAGGCAUCUUUAACAUAUGGGGAGGCUCAGAUGAUUAUAGAUGAUCCGAAGAGAAAUGAUGAGAUUGCUACCAGCUUGCGGGGCCUCAAUAAACUAGCAAAAGUAAUGAAGCAGCGGAGAAUUGAUAAAGGUGCUCUGACGCUGGCCUCACCGGAGAUCAGAUUCAACAUCGACAGCGAGACUCAUGAUCCCAUUGAUGUACAGGCAAAACAACUGAUGGACACUAACUCUAUGGUUGAAGAGUUUAUGUUGCUGGCCAACAUAUCAACAGCAGAGAGAAUUCACCAAGAAUUUCCCAACUGCGCUGUCCUGAGACGCCACCCCUCGCCACCACCCUCGAACUUUGACCCACUAAUUAAAGCAGCUCUGUCAAAGGGCUUCAAAAUGAACGUGUCCACAGGCAAGGACCUUGCAGACAGUCUGAACGCUGCGGUAAUUCCCGAUGAUACAUACUUCAACACGAUGUUACGGAUCAUGACCACGCGAUGUAUGAUGCAGGCCGUGUAUUUCUGCAGUGGUAUGAUUCCCGAGUCAGAGUUCCUACAUUAUGGCCUCGCGUCAGAAAUCUACACACACUUUACGUCACCAAUCAGACGGUACUCCGAUAUCCUUGUCCACCGGCUGCUAGCUGUAUGUAUAGGAGCCGACGCCUCGUACCCAGAACUCCUCGAAAAACAGAAAACACAGGCAGUGUGUAACAAUCUCAACUACCGACACAAGAUGGCGCAGUAUGCCGGUCGGGCCUCGGUGAAUCUACACACUCAUCUAUUCUUUAAAAAACGGGUCGUGGAUGAGGAAGGUUACAUUCUGUUUGUGCGUAAAAAUGCUGUGCAGGUCCUCAUUCCCAAGUAUGGACUUGAGGCUACAUUAUACCUGAAUACAGAGUCACGCAAGAAAGGCCCUGUGUUUGUUUUCAAUGAAGAGGAGAACACACAGAGUUGCGGGGACGUUACGCUGCGAGUGUUUGACCGCCUGAUUGUCCAGAUCAGCAUCGACCGGACCAAUGUCCAGCACCUUAAACUGCGUACACAGCUUGUACAACCAGUGGUACCUGAAUUUAGUGUUCCACCUGCAUCAACAGAAACAUCGGAAGAUGAACCACCGAAGAAAAAAAUGAAAACAUGAACUGGUUACCGUUGUUAAAUAGUUAUGAAUUGUGCAAACACAAACUUCACAUGUUUUAAGGUCAAGUUAAACUUGUCAUUCAUUCAUGUAUUGGAUAUAAACUUGUUAAGUACUAUAAAAUAAGUCAUACAUUUUGUUGUUCUGUAAUUACAUUUCCCCAUCAGAACUGUCUUAGUUGCAUAAAAGAUGUAAAAAUG
This is a messenger RNA of Mya arenaria, 3108 nucleotides long. Its product is annotated as exosome complex exonuclease RRP44-like. Gene Ontology annotation, molecular function: RNA binding; 3'-5'-RNA exonuclease activity; endonuclease activity. NCBI's taxonomy places the organism in Eukaryota, Metazoa, Mollusca, Bivalvia, Myida, Myidae. Bases 56 to 2911 code for a protein of 951 amino acids. Gene Ontology annotation, biological process: rRNA catabolic process. Gene Ontology annotation, cellular component: cytoplasmic exosome (RNase complex); nuclear exosome (RNase complex). The record is from RefSeq and is a predicted model, not a curated record. The transcript has 22 exons.